This is a messenger RNA of Poecilia latipinna (sailfin molly), 2384 nucleotides long. Its product is annotated as neprilysin-like. Gene Ontology annotation, biological process: protein processing; amyloid-beta clearance. Gene Ontology annotation, cellular component: plasma membrane. The record is from RefSeq and is a predicted model, not a curated record. Bases 127 to 2358 code for a protein of 743 amino acids. NCBI's taxonomy places the organism in Eukaryota, Metazoa, Chordata, Actinopteri, Cyprinodontiformes, Poeciliidae. The transcript has 23 exons. Gene Ontology annotation, molecular function: metalloendopeptidase activity.
GGUCCUUGUGAAGUACGUAACAAAUUGCGUUCUUCAGCUCCGUCGCCAUAGUGACGAGCUCGUGUGAUUGAACUGAGCUUAAUCGGUGAGUUGAUACAGCCGGCUGGUGACAGAGGAGACCUGACAAUGACAGAGACCGAUACCCCAAAAUCAGCAAAGAAGCCCCGUUUGACCUCUCUGGAAAUCAGCCUCAUUGCUAUCGUCUCUUUGUUUGUCAUUGUCAUUGUAGUCCUCCUCAUCUUGUUUGCCACUCAGUCAAAUGAAAUCUGCACCACAGCUGACUGCACGCAGUCAGCGUCUCGCCUCAUUGGGAAGAUGGAUGCUAGCGUGGAUCCUUGUGACAACUUCUAUCAAUAUUCCUGUGGAGGAUGGCUGAAAAAGAACAUCAUCCCAGAGACCCACGCCAAAUAUGGCUUGUACAACAUCUUAAAAGCCGAGUUGGAAGUCGUCCUCAAAGGUGACAGUGUCCUUGAAAAGAAGGUGGAGAGGGAGGCUGCUGCUCUCACCAAGGCAAAGACACUUUACAAGUCCUGCACAAACGAGAGAUUAAUUGAGCAGAAAGGAGGGGCUCCUUUGCUCGACAUGCUGCCAGACAUCUUUGAGUGGCCCAUGGCUGUGGACAACUGGGAGGAUGACUAUGGGAAAACCUGGAGGUUAGAGGAUGUCAUUGCCAGGUUAAAUUGGAAAUAUGCAACACAAGUCCUGGUUUACUUUUUCGUUUACAUUGAUGACGGAGACUCCACUUCACACAUCAUUUAUUUUGACCAGCAAAUGUCCUUUGGCCUCUUGUCCAGAGACUACUACACCUGCAAGGGUCGCUUUGCAGAGGCAUGUCGAGCUUAUGAGAAGUUCAUGUUUGACCUGGCAAAGUUGAUCCGCACUGACCGGGGACUGAAAAUCAGCGAAACAGACAUAAAAGCAGAGGUGACACGAGUUGUGGAUUUGGAGAGAGACAUCGUCAGUGCCACUGACCCACUGCUGCUUCAGAGUGAUCAAGUGUUGCUUUACAACAAGAUGGAAUUGAGGGAGCUGAACAGAAACUUCACUCUUGAAAUUGACUCUCAGAAAUUCAACUGGAGUUACUUCACAGCUAAGAUAAUGGACACCGUGAACAUCAAGGUUCCUGAAUCGGAGAAAAUCAUCAACAACUACCCCAGCUAUUUCGUAAAACUCAAAGGUGUAUUAGCCAAAUACACCAAGAGGGAUCUGCAAAACUAUGUGGUUUGGCGGUUUGUUAUGAAAAUGGUAGAGGGGCUCAGCCGACCUUACAGAAACACCAGGAACGCUUUCCACAAGGUUCUGACCGGUAAAACAUCAGAGAAGGCCGUGUGGCGACGGUGCGCACUGUACGUCAACAGCAACCUGGACAAAGCUGUGGGACGGCUCUACGUGCAGGAGGCUUUCUCUGAGAACAGCAAAGAGCUGAUGGAGGAGAUGAUUAAAGAUAUUCGGGAAGUUUUCAUUAGUAACCUUAAUGACCUCGCCUGGAUGGAUGAAGAGACCAAAAGAGCAGCGGAAGAGAAGGCCCAAGCUAUCCGUGAACGCAUUGGUUAUUCUGACGACAUCAUGAAUGACGAAUAUCUAAACAAUGAGUACAAAGAUCUGAGCUACAGUGCAGAGGAGUAUUUUAAAAACAUCCUGCAGAACCUGGAGUACGGGACCAAGAAAUACCUGCAGAAAUUGCGAGAAAAAGUCAACAAGGAUGAGUGGGUAACUGGAGCUGCUGUUGUCAACGCCUUCUACUCAGCCAGCAAAAACCAAAUAGUGUUUCCUGCUGGUAUCCUUCAACCCCCUUUCUUUAGCAAAGGCCAGCCUAAAUCUCUCAACUACGGUGGAAUUGGCAUGGUAAUCGGUCAUGAGAUUACACAUGGCUUUGAUGACAAAGGUAGCAAGUAUGACAAGGACGGCAAUCUGAAGAACUGGUGGACUCCUCAAUCUUUUAGAAAAUUCCUGGAACUCUCAAGGUGUUUCGCUAACCAGUACAGCAAGUUUUCCUGGGACCUGGCUAAUGGUCUACAUUUGAACGGCAACAACACCCUCAGUGAGAACAUAGCUGACAAUGCAGGGAUUCGACAGGCGUACCAGGCAUACAAGAAAUUUGUGAAGAGGAAUGGAGAGGAGCCCCGGCUGCCUGGGACUGACCUCUCACAUGAUCAACUCUUCUUUCUUAACUUUGCACAGAUUUGGUGUGGAUCAUAUCGACCACAGCAAGCUCUUAUUUCCAUUAAAAUGGAUAUACACAGUCCAGUGAUGUUCAGAGUACUGGGCUCCCUUCAGAACUUCCCAGAGUUUGCCAAAGCAUUCAACUGCAACAAAAGCAGCAACAUGGUCUCUGACAACAUUUGUCAUGUUUGGUGACCUAAAGUCGGUAUAAUACCUCUGUC